Molecule: messenger RNA, 3145 nt
Organism: Liolophura sinensis
Lineage: Eukaryota; Metazoa; Mollusca; Polyplacophora; Chitonida; Chitonidae
Product: sodium- and chloride-dependent glycine transporter 1-like
Exons: 16
Coding region: 128-2308 (726 amino acids)
Biological process (GO): nitrogen compound transport; sodium ion transmembrane transport; amino acid transport
Cellular component (GO): plasma membrane
Molecular function (GO): glycine:sodium symporter activity
Source: RefSeq, a predicted model, not a curated record
AUCACCUGUGCGAGUCCAAAUCUAGCACAGCCCGUACUGUCCAGUUUGUGGUUUCGAGCAUACCGGCCAUCUUCUCAUACGCGUGUAGCCAAUACACAGUACACUCGAGGGUAAAAGAUGAUUCUCUAUGGAUAGCAAGCGUAUAGAGCGAGGGCCGUCUGGUCUCCUCGGGGGUCAUCAGUAUGACGACCUGGAGGCCAUUAGCCCAAAGGUGGACGACGGACCACAGUUAGACCUUCAGGGCAAGGAAACACCGGACUUCACGACUGAAGGAUCACAGACAACAGAUAAUGACAGGAAGCCUAUCUAUGGCGUGGACGAAAACGAAGAACGUGGAAACUGGACCGGACGCUGUGACUUCGUGCUGGCUAUGCUGGGGUUUUCAGUGGGCCUGGGCAAUGUCUGGCGGUUUCCUUAUCUGUGUUAUCAGAACGGAGGCGGGGCUUUCCUGAUACCCUAUACCAUUUGCCUUCUUUUCGUCGGCAUUCCCAUGUUCUUCUUAGAGAUCAGCCUAGCUCAAUUCUGCAGUAACGGACCAAUGACAUGCUGGCAGUUUGCACCACUGUUUAAAGGCGUGGGUAUAGCCAUGAUGAUCAUAUCCGGAUUUGUCACUAUAUAUUACAACAUGAUCAUUGCUUGGGCCCAGUUUUAUCUAUUCGCCUCAUUUACGAGUCAGUUACCAUGGAUAUCAUGUGAAAAUGCCUGGAACUCCAAACUCUGUUUGCACAAACUGCCGAUAGUUGAUUGCACUAAAUUCACAAGUUUUAAGAACGGAACAUGCUAUAAUCAGACGCAAAGAAUUGGUCUAUGGAACGACACAGUGUUUACCAACAUCACGGGAUUGAAACGUAUUUUGCCUACAGAGGAAUACUGGAAUAAUUAUGUACUUCACAAAAGUACAGGGAUUCACGACAUUGGAAACCCGCAGUGGGCUCUGGUGCUCAACCUUCUUCUGGCCUGGGUUAUUUGCUUUUUCUGUUUAAUGAAGGGCAUAAAAACUACGGGAAAGGUGGUGUAUUUCACAGCUCUGUUUCCUUAUGUUGUGCUUCUGAUCCUCCUAAUUCGAGGCUUGACACUCGAUAACGCCAUUGAUGGAAUCAGGUUUUAUAUCAUCCCAAAGUUUGAAAAGCUGUUGGACGCUAAUGUGUGGCGCUUUGCCGCUAACCAGAUAUUCUACUCCAUGGGUAUGGGUUGGGGUGGACUACAUGCUCUUGCCAGCUACAAUAGGUUUCAUAACAACACACUGAAGGAUGCUUUGAUAGUCUCUAUUGGUGGUUGCCUUACAAGUUUUUUUGCCGGAUUUGUGAUAUUUGCUUACCUUGGACACAUGGCAGGAAAACUUGGGAAGGAUGUAGAAGAGGUGGCUACAGAUGGUCCCGGGUUGGCCUUUGUGGUUUACCCAGAAGCUGUUAGCCAACUCCCAGCGCCCACAGUCUGGGCCAUACUCUUCUUCUUCAUGCUCAUCACACUUGGGCUGGACAGUCAGUUCACCACUGUGGAAACGGUUUUGACGGGGAUGAUAGACCAAUUUCCUCACCUCCGAUCCAGAAAGACACACAUGGUGCUCGCAAUCUGCAUAGUGGAAUUCUUUCUUGGCCUUCCGGUUACAACAAGGGGUGGUGUUUAUAUACUCCAGCUGAUGGACCAGUUCAUAGGGGCCUGGUCCCUUCCGAUUGUAUGCCUAGUAGAGGCGCUCGUCAUAUGCUACAUCUAUGGUGGGCGCCGGUUCCUCGAUGACAUUUCGGUUAUGACUGGGAAAAGACCGUCGCUAUACUGGCUUAUCUGCUGGGCUAUAUUUAGUCCAGUCAUUAUUGUGGGAAUACUCAUAUUCGCCUGGGCGGAUUAUUCCAAACCGAAAUACGGCGACGACUACUUCUAUCCAAUCGGAGCGGAAGUGUUUGCCUGGAUUCUCUCCCUCUUGCCUAUUGUACCUAUUCCUGUAUACAUACUGUACAAGGUGAAUAAGGCCAGCUAUAUGGAUACCUUGAAACAGAAACUCUCCUAUUUGACAACACCAACUCGCUACUGGGGCCCAGCCUUGGUGAAGCAUCGGCGGUUAGUUCAUCACGUGCCCGGAUUCGUGGUGGACCCCAAUUUCGAAGACGCUAACAACGGUCUUACAAAUCUAGGCUUCGUCAAUGUAUCUGAAUCAUCGAGGAUUCUUGAGACGAACUCAAGCCUUGGAAGUUUAUCAUACGGGAAGUUAUCAAGAAUGGAUACCUUGUCUCUUGGAAAUCCGUCUGAUAGGUCACAACAUUCCUUAGUCAGCGGACGUGCCUCGAUAUUUACAAUUGAAUCCAAUGUAUGAAGCAGAGCGGACAAUUUUACACCUUGUGGACAAUGAAAGUGGUCAAAUAUCACCCACUGAAUUGUAAUAACAAAACUUGCAUGUUGCUGAUUGUACUCUCAAAAGGCAAUUCAUUGAACAGAAAGUCUGUUGCGAUGCUAGAAUGUAUUCUGUUACCAUUGCAUAUUAUUUUGCUAAAUAUAGCACACAUAUCAAUAUAUUAAGUCAGCAUAAAUAUAAUAUUAGAGUAAGAGAAUAUUACAUUGAAUUUGACUGUGCAUUAUGUUAUAAUAACAGAAUACCUUUUAACAUCACUCAGACAGCAAACUUUCUGUUAAAAUUAACGGAUUAUUUUUUGAGUGUAACCAUGACUGUCUGUCGACAUUUCUCCCUUAAAACUUACCAUCGCAUAUGGAUAUGAUUGAAAGUCUUGCAAACCAGAUGAUCACCAUAAGAGAAUGAUUGAAAGUCUUUUUUGAUCGAAAUAAUUAUUUUUCUGACUGACUGCCACAAUCUUUGAUUAAUACUUAUUUCCUCCAAUGUGUAUUUAAGCUUACAAAAAUUUCUUUCAAUCAAUAAGUUCAGAUGUAUAUGUAUUGAGCAUUUAUCCCUGAUCGAGAUCAAAUGUUUAUAAGGAAUCCGUCCAGUCUCAGUGUCAGUUCUGAAAUAUAACCGUACCUGAAUUCCGUUAACAUGAACACUGUUCAUAAGCGUCUUUCAAUCAUGGAUUUCUUUAAACAAUUGAUGCGGACCAAAUCACUGACAGAAGCUCAAUGUGUAUUACUCUACUUAGCCUAUUUACCUCACACGAUGCAUCUAAAUGUAUAUUUAAUAUGAAAUAUGUUUUCUGAGUCACAU